CGGAGGUAGUAUACAUAGGAUAAUUUACUACUUUAUAAAGUUAACAAGUCUACUAGUGUAGACAUCUAACGAGGGCAAUACCACUGCUGCUGGCUGCUGCUGAAGAAUAAUGGAGAACGAUCGCCUAAUUUCUUCUCUUCGCUCCCAAAUUGAUGCUCUCCAUUGCCGCAUCAAGAUUUUAGAGGUUGAGAAUGCAGAAAUGGCGUCGAAACUUUCGCAUUGCCGUUGUUCUAAGGUUGAGGAUGCUAGUGAUUCUAGUGUGAGUAAUGCUUUAGCUUCUGUUGAAAUUGCUCAAAAUUUGCAUCAAAAGAGUGGCAAGAGCAGGAAAACAAAGUCACAAGAUAGGAAUGUGAGCAUCUUGCAUCAUCAUCCGAAGAGAUAUGUCGCCCUCAAAGUAUUGUAUUUUGGUCAACGGUUUUAUGGCUUUGCAUCAGAGGCACAAAUGGAACCUACUGUUGAGUCUGAACUUUUCAAAGCUUUUGAGAAGACAAGGCUAUUGAUUAACGAUAGGAAGGGUUCACAGUAUUCUAGAUGUGGCAGAACAGAUAAGGGAGUCUCAGCUGCUGGGCAAGUGAUUGCUCUAUACCUUCGGUCAAAUCUUAAGGCUGAGACAAGUUCUGACAGAGUUGUUUGUGAAGGGCAAUAUGAAGGUGAGAUUGAUUACGUGAGAAUACUGAAUAAAGUUCUUCCAAAAGACAUCCGGAUUACUGGUUGGUCUCCAGCUCCUGUAGAUUUUCAUGCGAGGUUUGGCUGUUUGAGCAGGGAAUACAAAUAUUUUUUCUGGAGUGAAAAUCUUAACAUAUCAGCAAUGCAGACAGCAGCUAAGAAGUAUUUGGGUGAACACGACUUCAGGAAUUUCUGUAAAAUGGAUGCGAUUAAUGUGCACAACUAUAAGCGAUGUAUCACGUCAUUUGAUAUCAUCCCAAGCAGUGAAAAGUUUAAAGACAAAGAAUUAUGGGCCAUCAUAAUUAGAGGCAGUGCAUUCCUAUGGCACCAAGUUCGAUGCAUGGUUGCUGUAUUAUUUAUGAUUGGAAGGGGCCUAGAAUCAGUAGAAAUUAUAGAUGUGUUACUUGAUAUUGAGAGAACGCCUAAGAAGCCUCAGUAUACUAUGGCCUCAGAAUUGCCUUUGGUUCUAAGCUCUUGUGAAUUUGAAGGUCUGCAGUUCUUUACUUCAGCAGAUGCAAGACAGGCAUUAUGUGCACACUUGGAAAGUGAAUGCCAAAAUUUCAUGCUGCAAUUUGCUAUUUUUAGUAAUGCUCUGGAUAGCUGUUCAUCCAUAGAAGAUGAUGAAGGAAGACAUUCCCUUACAAAAGCGGCCGGGAUGAAGAAAUGCUUGCACAUACCCUUGAUGACAAGGCCAACUGAGCCUUCAUAUGAGGAACGGCGUGCCAAGUUGAACUCAUGAGGCCUUAAAUAAGAAUUUUGUGGAUUGAUGAGCUGAAGCUGCUAUAUGAGCACUACAUGUUUCUCAGAACCUUUUUUUUUUUUUUUUUUUUUUUUUUUUUUUUUUUUUUUUUUUUUUUUUUUUUUUUUUUUUUUUUGGCAUCUUGUAUUAUGAGUUUAUGACCUAACUUGAGGAAUUAUAAACUUGAUCCUUUUCUUUUUUGGUGCUCUACCCGAUUCACCCUUUCGGCUAGUCCGGAUUCGGGGAUUAGUUUUGGGUGGUUAGGUUUUAGUCCCCUGCCAAUUGCUGUUGCGGGGGAUCGAACACGGGUCCUCUCUACCAAGUGUAGUCCCAAUUACCACUACACCAACAGUCAAUUGGUACCUGAUCCUUAUUUGUAGGUUAACAAUGCUUGUAUAAUUUCAUGUUUAGAGCUUAGUAUUUGUGAUAUAA
This is a messenger RNA of Chenopodium quinoa (quinoa), 1837 nucleotides long. RefSeq names its product tRNA pseudouridine(38/39) synthase-like. Gene Ontology annotation, biological process: tRNA pseudouridine synthesis; mRNA pseudouridine synthesis. Gene Ontology annotation, cellular component: nucleus; cytoplasm. Lineage: Eukaryota; Viridiplantae; Streptophyta; Magnoliopsida; Caryophyllales; Amaranthaceae. Gene Ontology annotation, molecular function: RNA binding; pseudouridine synthase activity. The record is from RefSeq and is a predicted model, not a curated record. Bases 110 to 1405 code for a protein of 431 amino acids. The transcript is spliced from 15 exons.